Gadus macrocephalus (Pacific cod) is the source of this 897-nucleotide messenger RNA. RefSeq names its product receptor-transporting protein 3-like. Gene Ontology annotation, biological process: protein insertion into membrane; protein targeting to membrane. Lineage: Eukaryota; Metazoa; Chordata; Actinopteri; Gadiformes; Gadidae. Bases 141 to 671 code for a protein of 176 amino acids. The record is from RefSeq and is a predicted model, not a curated record. The transcript has 3 exons. Gene Ontology annotation, molecular function: olfactory receptor binding.
AGUUUCGUUUUCCAGACCUCAUAGAGAAGGCAGUAUAAAACACCGUGGCAGGAAAUAUAUCCAACAUAGACUACCGAGCCGUCGUGAUACUUUUAUGCCUACUGCAUUCCCGAAGAUAUUCUAUAGCGAUCAGCCGCGAUAUGUCUAAGCCUACAGACUGGAACCCGUCCUUGUGGAAAGAUUGCUUUGAAGGGCUGUUAGAUCAGGAGCUGGAUCAUGGAGAUGAGUGGACUCUGGGCUUCAACUACAGACAGACGGACGAAGUGAGCAUGGAGGAGCGCAAGAGAGGAUGGAAGGUUGGCAAACAAUGCGCCUACGGAGGUUUUCGAUGUGGUCGUUGCUCCAAUACUUGGUGGUCGGCCAAGGUCACGUUGGUGUUUAGGUACCGCCUCCGGAAAACUGCUGAAAAAGGGACGGUGAUCAUGCGGCCUUUCGGACAAUCUUGUCAGUCCUGCCAUGAUGAUCAGGAUGCAUUCUACAUGGCGGGGUUUUCCGAAGACGUAGUGGACCGCACACUGCUACAGUUAUUUAAGAAGAUCCGGAAAAACUGUUAUGGAGAAGAGCAAGAUGGGAGUGACGUUCCAGUCUGUGACUUCGUGAGGAAGACCAAACCCCACAAGAAGGAACUCUGUGAGGCCUGCCAACAGGGUAUCUGUUGCUUGGAGGAAUAACAAGUGUGUGUAGGCCUAUGUGUGUAUGUGUGUGUGUGUGUGUGUGUGUGUGGGGGGGGGGGGGGGGUAUAUUUAUGUUGUUUUUCAGCUUGAGAAUCCUUGCCAAGUCAAAUAUCUUCACAACAGGGGAAGACAAAACCUUGUCUAUUAAUAACUCUUAAAAUAAUUUGCAAUUACUGCUUCAGAACAUUAUGCCACCAUUUCGUAAUAAAAUAUCGAAAAGCGA